AUGAGACUCGAGUUUGCCUCUGUGCUACAGCUCUUCUUUGUGAUUUGCUUUGAGUACCCUAUUUCUGUGCGCUGUUGGGAGCUUCGUCACGGCUUCAACUACACAGAGAAGGACAUUACGCAGGCGGCGAGCCACUGCAAGGAGAUUGUGGUGCUCCGCUACCACCACUCGAAGGACCUGACCUUCUUGGGCCUCAUUGUCGCCACGAUGACCGACAACGCCCCAUGGCGAUGUCUGGGAUGCAGACAACUACGCAAGCAUUCAGCCAGUCAUUGUCACAUUUGUCAGCAGCCCUGGCAAGUAGCGAUAGACAGGACCUACGUCCACCAACCUGGCGGGCAGAAAGCCCAAGAGGCCUACGCGUCAGGCUGGAACUACAAUCAAGGAUGGGAUGGGCAUCAGAAUUGGGGUGGCAGAGAUCGCUCCCAAAGCCGGACCCACACGCCGAAGAAGGGCAGGAAGCCGAAAGGCGCGAAGACGCCACGGAACAGUGCCCCUGGGGAGGGGAAAGGAGCGCCCAUGCAACCUUUCCCUGUGGCUCCCAACUUUGGCAAGGGCCAACCGCUGCCGCCGCCACCAAUGCCCUGGCCUGGCUAUGCAGGGAUGCCGCAAACCAUGAUGAUGCAAGCAUCGAUGCAACCUAUGCCUGCACCUUUGCAGCCAGUGCCACAGCAUCCUGCCCCACCACAAUUGGCUCAAAUGAUGGCACCAGUGGCCCCGCCAUUUUCGGCACCACCUCCACCGCAGCCAUCGAUGAGCUCGGAACAGAUGGAAUUCAUCGAAAUGGCUCGGGCUCGACAAUCAGAACUCCCUGCAGAUAUGAGGCAUCAAAUGCAAAAGAUGGCCAAGAAGGAGGGAGCAAGAGCAACCAAGGACUUGCACAGCGCAGUCAAGCAGCUGGGCAUAGCCAGAGCCGAAGUGGAGGAAGCCAUCCAGGCCCGCAUCAACCUGAUUGCCUCAUGGAAAAACUUCCUUACAGAAGCAGUCAAGACGUGGCAAGACUACACGGUCCUGUUUCAAACUCAGGAACAAGGUCUUCAGGCCAGAAUCCAGGAAGCUCAGGAGAACUUUGCCCAGGCGAAGACCCAGGCUGCAGAUUCACAGGCCGUUGCGGGCAAGUUGACCAUCAUCGAGAUCAAGGACGAGGACGACGAUUUCACCGAAGGUCAAGAGAAGACCAACCUAUCGGCUGGCAAAAUCAACGAAGGUUUGGCCACAUUGUCGGCAUCCUUACAACAGAUGAAGGAACAAGCCGAUGCCAUUGUGGUGGAGGAGAACGCGGCAAAGAGGCAACGUACCUCCCAUCAAGGAGACCAGGCCAUGGACGGGGGCGGCAUGGAAGAUUCCAAUGCCUCGUCCAAGCCGCCUUUUGCCUCGCCCGGCUGUCCAUGA
This is a messenger RNA of Cladocopium goreaui, 1392 nucleotides long. Lineage: Eukaryota; Dinophyceae; Suessiales; Symbiodiniaceae. The record is from the annotation of a GenBank genome assembly.